UAAAAUACCACAGAUAUUACCUAUAUAUAUGUAACGACACAUUCGGGUCAUUCUUCAUUCUUUUCGAAUCUCUCCACAGUGAACGAUGAAAUUCCUAGUCGUUUUUUCCUGUCUUGUAUCCUUGGCUUUGAGUCAACAUGAUCAUCACAAAACCACCCAGGCUGUAGCCGAGCACCUGUUCAAGCUUCUAGACACUGACAGGAGCGGGGAUGUCUCCAGCCAAGAACUGCUCGGGGCCUUCCAUCAGUAUGACGCUAAUGAUGACGACCGUCUGACCGAGAAGGAGUUCUACUUUGGAGUGUGUCACCACACCCCCGAGAUCUGCCCCGAGACUGUCGGUCUAUUCCAGGAGUUUGAUACUCUCAAUGAGAAUGUCCUGUGGCUUGCAAACAUGAACAGUGUUUACAAUCUCUUCGAUACAAACGGAAAUGGUGAAAUCACCCGCAGUGAGUUUGUCGCCUGGAUGACAAUCAAACUCGACGCGAUUAAACAAAGUCUGCCAAAACAGUAA
Messenger RNA from Haliotis rubra (blacklip abalone), 511 nucleotides. RefSeq lists its product as uncharacterized. The record is from RefSeq and is a predicted model, not a curated record. Bases 86 to 511 code for a protein of 141 amino acids. Gene Ontology annotation, molecular function: calcium ion binding. Lineage: Eukaryota; Metazoa; Mollusca; Gastropoda; Lepetellida; Haliotidae. The transcript has 5 exons.